AUGUACAAACUCCACUACAUUGUUUUGGGCCAUGAUCCUCACCGUAUUUUCGCGGUUGACAUUGCACAGACGCAGACUAGAACUGUUGGUGACCUCGGAAAUGUCACCGAAGACGAGAAGCCAGAAUUUGAACAUAUUGCCGCUGACGAUCUCAAGCUAUGGCAGGUCGACCUGACUGUCAACGAGACGAUCGAGCAUCAUCUUAACAAUCUUACACUUGACACAAAGAAAUUGCUAUCACCUGGGGCCAAAAUGCUCCAGAUUUUUGACAAUGCUCCUCAGCAUAACCAUCUGCAUAUUGUUAUUCAAUGCCCAGAUGCUGUAUCUUCCAGACCGCUCCACCUCAAGCUCAACUCGAAACCAUAA
Messenger RNA from Suillus bovinus, 366 nucleotides. RefSeq lists its product as uncharacterized. The transcript is spliced from 3 exons. NCBI's taxonomy places the organism in Eukaryota, Fungi, Basidiomycota, Agaricomycetes, Boletales, Suillaceae. The record is from RefSeq and is a predicted model, not a curated record. The coding region runs from base 1 to 366 and encodes 121 amino acids.